UUUUUGCUUACUUGAUUGGCCUGCAAAAAGUUGUAAAUACUGCCAUUUCCAGAGUAGUCAAAUCUGAAGAAGUCAUUCCUAAUCCAACAGAUGAUCUCAUUGAUGAUUCAAAGCCAAAAAAAGAUUUUGAAACAAAGGAAGUUUCACAGAAUGUAGCAAAGGCUCCAGAAACCAAGGUCGACAAAAUCAUUGAAAACCUUCGAGAUAUUGUCAAGCGAGGCAAUUACAUGGAACAGUUGGUGGGCAAAGUUUUGCUCAACAUCAUUGACAUAGGUGGACAGCCCGGCUUCAUGGAGAUGCUUCCAUUUUUGAGCAAAGGCCCAGGGAUGUUUCUCGCCUUCUUCCCUCUCGAUAAAGAUGUUGACGAGCUUUAUGAAGUUUCUUACGAACGUGACCAAGACAAAAUCACACCCUACCAAGCAAAGUAUACAAUUCGAGAGACCCUCUCCCAAAUUCUUUCAGCCAUCAGCCAUCACAUCACAAUUGAUUCCUAUCUUGAUUCUAAGAUUGCUGAUAAAGUUGAACAUUUUCGAGACCUCCAGGCUGUCGUGAGUCUAGUGGGCACUUACCAAGACAAGUUGGAAAUUCAAGCUAAGGCAGAAGUCGUUCAGGCAAAGCUCAAGGGGGACUACCCCGGUCUUGACAAAAAUACCCUGAGAGCUGCAAUACAACUGAUUCUGGAGGUGCAGCAAGAAAUCGAAUCGGAGCAGAAGGUGGAGGAGAUCUUUUCCGAAUUAGAGGCAGAGGUUGGCAAGCAGCUUGAAUUGGAAACCUUUUUAAAAGACCUGGUGGAACAUGUAGAGCAAAAAGCAAAAGCAAAAGCUUCCACUAAAAAGCAGCAGACAUCACAAGAGAAUUCCAAAUUGCAAAGCAAAGUGGAAAUUCUCGAGGAAACGAUACCUCCUGAAAUUCAAAAAAAUUUUAAACGGAACACAACCAAAGCUAUUCAACUUUCCCUCCAGAUGAAGCAAUGUAACGAAACCCUCUCCGAGCUAGCAAGUGCAGUUGUUCAACAGUUGAGCACAGAUUCUACCAUUCAAGACGAAACUGAAAAGCGUUUGCAGGCAAAACUCCAAGAAAAGCACGAAGCCAUAUCCACCAUUGCCUCCAAUUUUGAUGAUGUCAUCAGCCACCCAGAUGAUAAACAAUUCUUCUCUGUGGACAACUUUAAUGGCAUAGAUGCUGACAUUGAUCCGAUUCGUGAACACCUUCAAACAGUGUUUGACUCAUUUUUCCGAAAAGCCAAUCUCCCGAUUCGCCCAGCACAGCUCCUUUUUGGCGUCAUUCUGAGAAAAGAGUUUGAAAUUGCGACGAUGGAAGAGUGUAUUCAGAUUGGCAAAGCAUUGCAGAUGGAUGAAGAGGAGGUGAAGUUUACCAUUUGGUAUUUGCAUCAGUGUGUGGGGGCCCUUCUCUACUACCCUGACAUAGAGGACAAGGAGUCUUACUUCAAAAACCGUAUCAUCUGCAGCCCCAAUGUUGUCUUCAACAGCAUCAGUCUCCUGAUCGUCGAAUCUCUUCUAUCUCUACACUCAUCCAAUAAGAAGUCUCGUUUCGCCACCGCUGAGAUCAAGAAGUGGCAAGAACUGGGGCAAUUCUCAAUUUCUACGAUUGAACGAUGCCAUUCUGAGUCAAACGAAACAAAAGUGAAGGAAGGUGAAUUGAUCCCGGUCGACAAGCUUGUAAAGUUGCUUGAGCAUGUCAGUCUCCUUGCACCCAUAGUUGGUAAAGGUCCCCAACCAGUCUACUUCAUGCCAGCUGUCCUCGAGUGUGCCUCAAAGGAAGAGCUUUCAAAUGCUCCAGCCAUCAACUCCAACACACCCUCUCCUAUCAAGAUCACCUUCGAGUCUGGCUAUGUGCCCAUUGGUGUCUUCUGUGCCAUGAUCAGCAAGUUGGUUUCUGAGGGACAAAAAAUGAUUUUGGGGCUGAAAUGGAAUCUGCGAGAAUCUCGUGUCAUGAGAAAUCUGGUCUCUUUUGAAGUUGAUAGUGCCAAACACCACUUCACGCUGGUAGCCCAUGCCGACUGUUACGAAAUUCAAAUCACCAGAAAAUAUGGUUGUGACAUGCAUGAUCUCUGCUCCUAUGUGCUGACUACUGUCCUGUAUGUGAUGAGCGGAAUUAUUAAGAAGAUCGAGCCGAUUAUUGCGUUUGAUUGUCAGUGCCCAAAGCAUCAAAAAUCUGAAAAAACGAGUUUAUGCAAAUUAAUGGAGGGUCACAGUCCUUUCUUUCAGUGUGAGGGCGAUCGUGUUUUUCUGCCGCCACAUCAGGAAUGCUGGUUUGCAAAGGAAGUUGAGUUGAAUGAGGAAGCUGUUCUUGAUGCCCUCCCCUUUGCUAACCCUGGUGUCACAAGUCUCUCCUUCGAGUGGACCAAGAAUAGCAAGAUGGUUGGAGAUAAAUCAGUGCUCACUGUGGACAAAGUGACGAGGGAUCAUUGCGAUGGGUUCUACACUUGUGAAGUAUUCAAGAACAAGCAGCUCUGCUUCAAAGUACACCACUGCUUGAGAUGUAUCAGUGAGGCCACAGCUACAGGUGGUGACAUAACUCUCAAGACUGUCAAAGAUGCUACUUGGGAUGCUCGUGCAAAGUGGUACCACCUGGCCAUUAACUUGGAUGUGGACUUUGGAACUAUUGAUAGUAUACAAGUGUCUCACAACGAUCGUGUGGACGAGUGUUUUGUUGCAAUGCUGGAGGCGUGGUUCAAGAAAGGAUCUCCGAGCUGGUCGGACAUGGUGGAGGCUUUGAGAGGCCGUGGGGUGGAGGGAGGGGCCCUAGCCAACAAUAUCGAGAGGAACUUUAUGAACACUUACUAGCUAGAGUUAGUGAACAAACUUCAUGCAGCAAUUGUUCAAUAAUUGGUGGCCGUUAUUAGAUAUAAUUUAUAAUCAGCUGGAUCAAUAAAUUAAUUAUGACAGCAUGCCGAAUACAAUGUAUACAUAAGAUCUAGC
This is a messenger RNA of Halichondria panicea, 2942 nucleotides long. RefSeq lists its product as uncharacterized. Lineage: Eukaryota; Metazoa; Porifera; Demospongiae; Suberitida; Halichondriidae. Gene Ontology annotation, molecular function: protein binding. The transcript is spliced from 4 exons. The record is from RefSeq and is a predicted model, not a curated record. The coding region runs from base 228 to 2807 and encodes 859 amino acids. Gene Ontology annotation, biological process: signal transduction.